Messenger RNA from Pterocles gutturalis (yellow-throated sandgrouse), 1001 nucleotides. RefSeq names its product RAB23, member RAS oncogene family (gene RAB23). Gene Ontology annotation, molecular function: GTPase activity; GTP binding. NCBI's taxonomy places the organism in Eukaryota, Metazoa, Chordata, Aves, Pterocliformes, Pteroclidae. The record is from RefSeq and is a predicted model, not a curated record. The coding region runs from base 48 to 761 and encodes 237 amino acids. The transcript has 6 exons.
AAUUGAUAGUUUCCUGAAUAAGCUAGAGAGUCAUCUGAGCUGCCAAGAUGUUGGAAGAAGAUAUGGAGGUGGCCAUCAAGGUGGUGGUAGUAGGAAACGGAGCUGUUGGAAAGUCCAGUAUGAUUCAGCGAUAUUGCAAGGGGAUUUUUACAAAAGACUACAAGAAAACUAUUGGUGUAGAUUUCCUGGAAAGACAAAUCCAAGUUAAUGAUGAAGAUGUCAGGCUGAUGUUAUGGGACACUGCGGGUCAAGAAGAAUUUGACGCAAUAACUAAGGCCUACUAUAGAGGAGCCCAGGCUUGUGUUCUUGUGUUUUCUACAACUGACAGAGAGUCCUUCAAAGCAAUCCCUUCCUGGAAGGAGAAAGUCACGACUGAAGUUGGAGACAUUCCCACAGUUCUUGUGCAGAAUAAGAUUGAUCUUCUCGAUGACUCCUGUAUAAAGAAUGAAGAGGCAGAAGCACUGGCAAAAAAGCUAAAAUUAAGGUUCUACCGAGCAUCUGUGAAGGAAGACCUAAACGUAACUGAAGUUUUUAAGUAUUUGGCCGAUAAAUAUCUUCAAAGGCUCAAGCAACAAACAGCAGAAGAUCCAGAACUAGUACAUACAAGCAGUAACAAGAUUGGUGUUUUUAAUACAGCUGGUGGAAGUCACUCCAACCAAAAUUCUAGCACUCUUAAUGGUGGAGAUGUCAUCAACCUUAGACCAAACAAACAGAGGACCAAGAAAAACAGGAGUCUUUUUAGCAACUGCAGCAUACCUUAGACCACUUUUGGAGGGAAAAAGGCCAACCCAGUGACUUGGAUGAAGUUGUGCAAUUGAAUACAGAAUAAAGCCAGCUGUAGAGGUAUUUUUACCAGUGCUUUAGCAAAUCCUAUGCCUAAGGGAUCCUUGAUAGAGGGUGGAUUUAUACAAACUUGCUGCUGCAGUGUUUUUUGGUGUGUGGAGUGAGACACCUGGUGGCAAACACAGAACUGUGUCUGCCCCGUGCACUUUGUAGAAAUU